GAGAGAGAGAGAGAAAGAGAGAGAAUUAUUGAUUUGUCAGCAGGCUCUUAUGCAUCCUAUUGCAUAUUUUAAUUACUGCAUUUCAUUUGAAUAUAUCAAUUCAUCAGAUAUAUCAAAUCACGUAUCGCAAUGAAUAUUCAGAUCUGAACUGUGUACAUACAGGUGAUUCAACAUCGUAUUCAAAAGAAAAAGACAAUAUAUUUCUCAAUGAGAAAAAAUGGGAAGAUAUAUCCAUAAUACAAGAGUACCCUCCGUUUUGUAACGAGCAGUCCAACGCAGAUAUGUCCAGUAUAAAAAAAAGCCUAGAGCAACUCUUACGAUUACAAACAACAUGUAAUUUAGAUAUUAAAGACAUAAAACAACGACUAACUAAACUGGAAAAUAGGAUAAAAAACCGUGCAUUAAGUCCAUAUGACGAUAGUUUGAUUGUACAAUUGUUACCAUUAGUCACAAUAAACAACAUUAAAGAAUUUGAUUCGAUGCUGAAAACUUCAAACGAAGCAGUGACACAUUUUAAACGAUUUAUAUCAAAAAUUGGAGGAAAUAACCCUAGAGAUAACAUCCAUAGUACUCUGAAAAAGAUUUUUACUAAUGGAUGUGCCAUAAAUUGCUCUUGGAAGGGUAUACGUAACCAUUUUCGAUUAGAUAAUUUACAGUUUGUAAUAAUUAUAAAAAGAGAGAUUACCUUGCAUCAUAUGACACUCACGGAAACAGAAUUUGAUAAUAUCGCGGCUGAAUGGUUUCGUUUUGCUAAACAACGACAAAGAAGAGCGGAAAAGGGAAAAGAUAAAGAGAAUCAGAGAGAAGAGAAGACAAGAGAAAAUAAAGAGAAGGAAGGGGAUAAAGAGAAUGAAAAUUUAACAAAUGCAUAA
Molecule: messenger RNA, 872 nt
Organism: Trachymyrmex cornetzi
Lineage: Eukaryota; Metazoa; Arthropoda; Insecta; Hymenoptera; Formicidae
Exons: 6
Coding region: 282-872 (196 amino acids)
Source: RefSeq, a predicted model, not a curated record